Molecule: messenger RNA, 5635 nt
Organism: Zalophus californianus (California sea lion)
Lineage: Eukaryota; Metazoa; Chordata; Mammalia; Carnivora; Otariidae
Gene: LRRIQ1
Product: leucine rich repeats and IQ motif containing 1
Exons: 27
Coding region: 69-5156 (1695 amino acids)
Molecular function (GO): protein binding
Source: RefSeq, a predicted model, not a curated record
CGUGGUUACGCUUUGUUUGGAGUCUUUGGGCGCUGUCUUCCAACCAAGCCUAGGGAUUUAGCCGCUGGAUGAUGGAAAAUGAUGAUGAUGAUACAAAACUCAAAGAAGAAAUAGAAGAUGAAUUGGAUAAAAUCAGCAUUUCUUCAUUAGAAAAAGAUGAUGUUGAUAGUGAUUCAAAAUCAGACAUCCAGAGUGAUGAUAGUGAUACGGAUUUGAAUGAGUUACCUGAGUCAGUUCUUCAUUAUAUUAACAUCAUAAAGAAUAAGAGCAAAACUGUUGAAGAGCUCCUUCUUCAGGACUUGGAAGAUACUGAUGUUUUAAACUAUAGUUAUGGAGUGGUUCCUAAUAAUCACAUGCAUUUAAGGAUAGAAUUAUCAACUGAACAUAAAGAAAAUCCGGGACAGUUAAUAAAGAUGUUAUCUGAAAUAGAAAAAGAAGAAUUUCUGAGGAUUAAAACCCAUUGUGGCAGUCCUGAUUCUAUUCUAAAGCCUGGUCCUCAUGAUUUGCCUGUGGAUGAACAUGUUUUUCCAGAUGAUGCUGAUAUAAAUUUUGGAUACUGUGAAGUGGAAGAGAGAUGUAGGCAGUCUUUUGAGGCUUGGCAAGACAAACAGAAAGAACUGGAAGACCAGAAGAAAGAAACCCUCAAAGCUCAAAGGGAUAAAGAAGAAAAGCAAUUUCAAGAAGAAGAAGAAAAGAGACAUUGCUGGAUGAAACAAUUUGAAGUUGAAAAGAAUAAAUUAGAGAAUAUUCAGAAGCAAGAACAGGACAAGAUGAAUGAUGAACUCCAUAAAGAAGAGAAAAUGUGGAAAGAGAAAUUUAAACAGCAUGAGGAGUUUAUUAAAAACUUGCAUUUACAAAUGGAAGAAGAAAGAACACGAUUUAAAGAUCUACAAGAAAAAGAAAAAAUGCGUUUAUUAAAACUGCAGCAUAAUGCAGCUGUAACAAUUCAGGCUAAAUACAAAGCAUUUGUGGCCUACCAGAAAUAUGGCCCCAUCAUAAAAGAACAAAUAGAAAGUAAGAAAAGGAAAGCGCUAGAGUGGAAAGAAAAGGAAGCAAAAAUACGACAGAUGGAAGAAAAAAAACAAAAAAGAUGGGAGGAAGAACAAAGGAUAGAAGAAGGGAUAAAAAAGCAGAAGCAGGAGGCAAGGAGGAGGAGAGAAAAAGAAUAUGAAGAAAAAAAGAACAUCAUGAGAAAAGAAAAAGAGCAACUACUAAACAAGGAAAAAUUAAGAUUAAGAGAAGAUGCAAGUGAACAGCUAAUAAGUAGAGCAUUAAAGAAAGGUGAAUAUAUCAAACAUUUAACUGUUGAAGAUACAUCAAAGAAUAAGGAUGAUAUAGCCAAAAAGGUAGGGGAUGAAAAGUCAAAGAAAUGGGAAGAUGUUCCCCUCUGGCUACCUGAAAAAUCAAGUAAGACUGAAAGUGUAGGUAGAGAGCUUGUACUAAAAGAAUCAAUACAAGAGCAAUGGGAAGAUCCUAUUACAAACCAGGCAAUUUUGGCAGAAUUUGAAGUAGAAAAUGAAAACCUGCCAAAAAAACAAUGUUUUGAAAAAACUGUCAAGGAAGAAAGAAAAUGUGAAAAUAUAGACAAAAAAACUGAAUUGGAAAACCCAGAUUUAAAAGAAAAUGUGAAAGAACAGUUUCAGCUGCAAGAAUUAAAGCCUCAAAUACAAAAAGGGGAAAAUGUGAAAACUGCCAAAAAGGAGAAUAUGAGACCAGACACCCAAAUAAUAAUAGUAGGACAUAAUCAAGAAAUUAGCAAGGUAGAAAACAAUGAAGAACAGAAAAUAAUCAGAGGUAAUCAACAGAAUAAGAUACAAAAAGUAGAAAAAGAAGAGCUAUCAGAACAGAAUGGAAUAUUAUAUGAAGAGAAUAAUAUUUCAGUGAUUUCAGUGAAGCAACAACCACUAAAAUUAGAAAAUUCUGAAGUUAUAGGGGAAAAUAUAAUACUACAAGAAAAAGAAAUUGAUUUAAAAUCCAAAGAAAAAACUGAGGAGAUCCCAAAAGGCAAUACUCUGAAUAGUGAUGUGAUUUUUAACAGCAGUGAUUCCAUGAUAAAUAUAGAAGGCAAAAUAAAUGAGCAAGAUUAUAUUCUUGGUAGAAAUGCUCUUUGUGAAGAUUUGGGUAGCUAUAAGGCAAAAAACUCCUUAGUUUUUAAAGAAGGAAACUCACUUAAGUCUCAACCUACAGAAACCUCAGAAGAAUGUCAUGAAAAUAGAACUGAAUGUGAAAGUAUUGUGACCUAUUCUUUACCAAAGCCAACACUUCUAUCUUCUGUUGAAGAAAAGAGGCUAGCUUGGAUAAAAUCAUUUAAACCUUGGUUUGAAAUUUUCAAGCAAAAUCAACAAAAGAAAAUUGCUAAGAUGAAGAGACCUGUAAGAUGCCCAGCCAACAUGAUGCCCCCUUUGAAUACACUAGAAAUUCUUCGAUGUGGCCCUUGGAAUACUUUACAGCAGGUCACAACAGUUACAUUUCAAGAUUUGCCAGGUUGUAGUCUCUCCACACUAGCAGAGUGUCCAAAUCUUCAGUUUUUGUCUCUUCGACGCUGUGGGUUGAUUUCUUUGCACAGCCUGAGUAACUGCAAAAAACUGAAGCACAUUGAUGCCCAGGAAAACCAUAUUGAGACUAUCAAUUUUGAAAAUUUGGAAAAUCUCUGUGUUGUUCUUCUUAGUAAAAAUCAACUGACUUCUUUUCAUGGUUUGGAUGGCUGCACUAAUAUCCAAAAUCUUGAAGUCUCACAUAAUAAAAUCACUCGAAUUGGUGGUUUAGAAUCUUUGAGAAAUCUUCAGCAACUAAUUGUGGACCACAAUCAAUUAAUUAGUACAAAAGGUCUUUGUGAUACUCCUACCAUUAUAUACCUGGAUUGCUCACAUAAUCAUCUUACUAAAGUUGAAGGUAUUGAAAACUGUGGAUUGCUCCAAGUACUGAAGUUACAGGGAAAUUAUCUAAGUGAGCUUCCAUCCUUGGAGAAUCAUGUUCUACUAAGAGAAUUGCACCUGGAUGAUAACAGUAUUUCAACUGUGGAAGCAUUUUCUUCAUAUUGGUUGCCUUUACUACAAAACCUGACUAUAUCUCAAAACAGCUUGACAAAAAUCAUACCGCUUUUUCAUUUUGUUUCUUUGGAAAAACUAGAUGUCAGCAACAAUUGUCUUUCUGAUCUUACAAGUGCCAUUAGAUGGUUUGAUGCAUGCUAUUCUCUCCAUGAAUUGUCUCUCACUGGAAACCCACUUCUUCAAGAAAUAAACUGGAGGCAUUCUCUACUUAAAGUGUUACCAGCUCUAAGAAUCCUCAAUGGCGAAAUACUAAACUCUUAUUCAGAAAGGCACACUGAAGAAUACUAUGAACCAGAAUUAGGACGUUUUGUGGUACUUUGUCAGUCUCAGAUUCAAGAAUUCAACUCACUAAUUGAAAGCUAUAUUACUGGAAAAGGAAAUUUUGUCACCUUGGAUGCUGCAGAAAAUCUCUGCCAUUAUUUUAAGAAAUUAAUGAUACUUAGUAAUGAAUACCGAUAUUCACAUGAACGUGGGAAUGUAAGUAUCACCCAGAGUGAAGAAUCUGAAGCCCAGCAAAAUCAUUUGGCCCCUACAAAUAGUGAUAGCAUACUGCAAAAUAGAGUUCUCCACUCUUGUGCAUACAAAUAUAAACUGGACUCACCAGAUACCUCUGAGAAAUGGAUGAACUCUGGCUGUAGUCAUUCCACAUUAACCAACUCCUUAUGUGAAGAUAUGGAAGGAGGAAAUCAGGAAGAAAUAGUAGACCAGAAGGGAGAAGAUAGCAAAUCAAACAGUGUCCCCAUCAAAAGAAUCCCAUUCAUGGAAACAGUAAUGACAAGCUCUCUGCUGUGGAAUUGCCAAAAUACUGAACAUCGUAAGAAAAUUAUGGCAGCUAAGGUAAUCCAGGCAUACUGGCGUGGUUACAUCGUGCGCAGACAUAUUCAUUUCCCCUCAAGCCUACAUACUACUGCAAUAGGACCCCUGAUAUCCCAGCCAAAUUACUGCAUCAAGAAUAAAACUAUUUUAAAGAAAGAAAAAAGAGAAAACACUGUGAAUAUCCAAGAACAGAGGGAGAAGGCUGCUAUUCUUAUUCAGGCAGUUUGGAAGGGCUUUCUUUUGAGAAAGAAACUGACAACAGCUUUAGAGGCUAUUAAGAAUGAAGAAUCUGAAGAAGAAUAUGAAGAAAUAAACUUAGAGGAUUUUACAUUUGAUGAAGCUGCCUUAGAGAAAGAAUGGCUAACUUUAGAUUCCACCCGCUUCCCUUCACAAACACUGCUUCUCCCAAACCAGCUGCACUGGCCAAAGUUUUCUGGAACCUUAAAAUAUGAUGAUACUUCACUGAAUUUACCAAAUCAUCCAGCUCAAGCAUGGCUAUGUAAUGAGAAAGAAGGUUUGUUUUCAUCAGAACACCCACAGUUUAAUAGCAGAUCAGAAAAUAGGACUUUAUCUUGGACACCUGAAUCAAAGACCAGCAGAAAGAGUUUGCUAAAAACUGAAAAAGAAGAAAAAAUUUCAAAAGAAUGGGGCUUUAAGGAUAUUGCUACUGCUCAGCAAAUGUUGAAGAGAGCACAGAAGAUGAAAUCAAAGAAAUUAAGGAAAAAAUUAGAUCCCAUGGUUUGCCUAGCAUUAUUCAAAAACAAUGAAAAUAAAGUUUCUGUUACAAAAUCACCAAAAAUGGCACAGCCCAGAAGAGAUGGUUACUUUGAAGGUAAGGAAGAAGAACUUACCUACAAGGAUACCAAGGCAAAUGAAAAAUUAGAAAGGAGUAAAGAAUACACAUACCAAUGGCUUCACACACAGGUUGGGAUUCAUGAAACAACUAAUUCCAGAAACAUAAAAUGCAAUCACUUCUUGCCUGAGUUAGAUCCAGAUGUACUUAAUGGUGGAAGAGUUCAGCUUGUGGCAAGACUUGUAAGCAGAGAAGACACGGAUUUAGACCUUUUUUCCGUGACCAGUGGAAGUGCUCUGUCUGUAAAGAGAGAAAAAAAAAAUCAGGCACACAGACACUCAGCGGGAUCUUCAAGUUUUUCAAUUAAGGGAAUAUUUGCACCAAUGAUAACAAAUACGGAACCUUCUAAGAAAGAACGUAUAUCAUUCCGUGACUAUCCUGUACAACUCAGUGGUGGAUGGGGAAGUGGCAAAAAGAAGGUGAACACUUCAAACUAAUUCUUCAAGCUUCAGCAUUCAAAAUAUAUGGCACAUGGUUUUCUCAAGAGUUCUAUGGAUAUCUGGUCAUGUUACCAAUUGAAUACAAGGUUUUAGAGUACUGUAUUUAAUUUGUAUUAUUAUACAUAUUCCACAAUUUUGUUUGCUGAUGGAGUUAUCUGAUUUCCCAUCUAUAAAAUACAAUUUUGCUAUUGUUCCUUUGUUUAUGAGGAAUGGCCUCCAGAAUUAAUUCUUAAAAUAUAUGAAUGGAAUUUGCAUGUCCAGUUUCUUCUUUUGUUUAAAGAUUUUAUGACAUAUGUAUUAAAGAUGGUUUUUGUUACCAGUAAUAAGUUUUAAUACCAUACACAUAUUGUAAGAGAAUAUAACUAUAAUUUAUUGACACUGUUCAUAGUAUUAAUGAAUAAUUAAUACAUUGAAAAAUUUUAUUUGGAUAUUUCAAAGAUAAAUUGAUAUAUAAAAUAUUUAGAGUAGACAAUGAA